AUGCUUGCUCGUGCAGAGGUACAGGAAUCGGCCUAUCUGGACCUUACUGACGAAGCCCGUUCAUACGGUGCAAUUCACGGUAACAAGCGUGCACCGCCGGCUGUCAGCAGGGACCUCGACGAAGAAGGCGAACGAUUUACGAGUCCCCCAAAAGAUCAAAAGACACACCAAGAUGUAGGGAGUAUCGUCGCAGUUCUCUUGCUCGGAGAGUUCAUCUCGAAUGCGGAUGCGACCUUGGUAAUGGCGUCUACCGGCCAGAUUUCCUCCGAGUUCAAUAGCCUACAGGAUGCCAACUGGCUCUCCACGGCGUACACACUCGGUGUAUGCUCGACGUUGCCAAUGUAUGCUAAAUUGAGUGACAUUCUUGGUCGGACACCCCUCCUGCUGACGGCUUAUUUUUUCCUGACUUUUGGUUGUAUUAUAUGUGGUACCGCACCUGCGAUGUGGGUGGUCAUUUUGGGCCGCGCUAUCAGUGGCGUGGGAGGGGCUGGGACGAUGGUGAUGGGAUCCGUUAUUAUUCUCGAUAUCAUUCCUACAAAAGAUGUGGCACAGUGGCGAGCGUAUAUCAAUGUUGCCAUGACGUUGGGGCGCGGUGCUGGCGGCCCUGUAGGUGGUUGGCUCACUGACGCGAUUGGAUGGAGAUGGCUGUUUCUAAUCCAAGCUCCUUUAAUCGGGCUUGCUGCACUCCCUGUUAUUUUCAAACUCAAAAUACCGCAUCCCUUGCCAGCAAUGACUUGGAAUGGCCUCAAAACUUCCAUAUUCCAGCGCAUCGACUUCCUAGGCACUGGAGUACUGACGGCAGCAGUCACGGCUACUGUUCUGCUGGUUGAUCAAGGUGGAAAAUCAUUUUCAUGGCUCUCGUGGCUGUCAUGCUCAUUGAGCGUCGCGUCUGUCAUUCUAAUGGCGAGCUUCGGUUACAUAGAAAUGUAUAUUGCCAGGGAGCCAAUCUUCGAUCUUCGUGUGCUGCGACGACCAAACGUGCUUGCAAGCUACCUCGUUGGCUCGUUGCAGAUCGCGGCUCAGGUUGGGAUAAUGUUCUCCGUGCCACUCUACUUCGAGGUCACCAAACAUGCAUCUACGGUUGAGGCCGGUGCGCAUCUCGUCCCCGCCGUCCUAGGAAAUGCGAUCGGUGGUCUCUGUGCGGGUCUUUUUGCUCGGUGGACUGGACGAUAUAAGACUCUGCUUAUUAUGGGGACCGUCAUAGCAUCGUCCACGUAUAUGCUGCUCUGGUUACGGUGGAACGGACAUACGAGCUUUUGGGAAUCCCUCUACGUGAUUCCCGGUGGUGUUGGCACUGGUAUCUCCUCGACCGCCGCAUUCGUUCUCAUGACGUCCUUCCUGGAGUUAGAAGAAAUGCCUACGGUCACCGGGGGAUAUUUCCUACUGCACACCUUCUUCAUGACUGUUAGUAUAACUGGAACCAAUACAAUCUUAGGCUUCGAGUUUCGCAGACAGUUGAGGCGUCACAUACACGAGCCAGGCGCACCCCAGAUUAUUCGACGUGCCAUAUCCGAUCUUCAUUACAUCGCCCAUUUACGCGGGUAUCUACAGCAAAUGGUUGUCAACUGCUAUGUGGCAGCUCUGAAGGGUACCUACAUUACUUCCUUUGUGUUGUCAGGUGUUGCAUGGCUCCUGAGUUUCACGGUCCGGGAACCUUGUCUCUAA
Molecule: messenger RNA, 1665 nt
Organism: Aspergillus steynii IBT 23096
Lineage: Eukaryota; Fungi; Ascomycota; Eurotiomycetes; Eurotiales; Aspergillaceae
Product: efflux pump antibiotic resistance protein
Exons: 8
Coding region: 1-1665 (554 amino acids)
Biological process (GO): basic amino acid transport; transmembrane transport
Cellular component (GO): fungal-type vacuole membrane
Molecular function (GO): basic amino acid transmembrane transporter activity
Source: RefSeq, a predicted model, not a curated record